AGGCGCGCGAACCCCAUGGCGGCCUUCACCACCACCACCACCACCACCGCCGCCGCCGCGCUGGCGUCGCCCCGUCCCGCCGUCGCGUGCUCGCCGGCGCCGAGCGCCUCUCGGUGGGCGCCGCACCGCCGCUCUCCGCCGGCCGUCGGGCUCCGGCGAGCGGCCGCGGCGCCUCGUCGGGGUGCUGCCCUCCUGGUCAAAGCUAAGAAGGAAACGUUUUCUUCAUUUGACGAGUUAUUGGAGAACUCUGAAAAGCCUUUACUAGUCGACUUCUAUGCAACUUGGUGCGGUCCGUGCCAAUACAUGGUCCCCAUACUUCAAGAGGUGCAUGAGAAGAUGAGCGACAAGAUUAACAUUGUGAAAAUUGAUACAGAGAAAUACACAAGCAUUGCAAAUCGUUACAGCAUUCAAGCAUUACCAACUUUCAUAAUCUUCAAGAAUGGAGAACCUUGUUACCGCUUCGAGGGAGCGCUGCCUGCUGAUCAGCUAAUCCUGCAGAUUGAGAGUGCGUUGGAGGCCCCAAGCCCAAAGUAGGAUGUGUGGCCAGCAGCUAAUCUUUUCCAUGAGAACAGACGUGAAGAAUGACCUCCCUAUGGGUUGACCCUCUGCUGAAGCUAAAUGGCCUGAAAAUUUUGGUGUAUAUUUAAGCACACACAGAAGAUGCAUCUUGUUUACUAUGUUUCUGUUGUGUGAAUUCUUUCGAGUGUGAAGUUUUUUUUUUUGGUGAACCACAUUUGAGCCUCUGAUUUCAGUUUGCUGUAUUCACCAUUUGGCAUGGAAAAUACCACAUCAACAUUCAUCAACUCGAAAUGUGAAACUAUGAAGUUUACUUGAA
Lolium rigidum is the source of this 835-nucleotide messenger RNA. Its product is annotated as thioredoxin Y, chloroplastic-like. Gene Ontology annotation, molecular function: oxidoreductase activity, acting on a sulfur group of donors, disulfide as acceptor; protein-disulfide reductase activity. Gene Ontology annotation, cellular component: cytoplasm. Bases 16 to 534 code for a protein of 172 amino acids. The transcript is spliced from 5 exons. The record is from RefSeq and is a predicted model, not a curated record. NCBI's taxonomy places the organism in Eukaryota, Viridiplantae, Streptophyta, Magnoliopsida, Poales, Poaceae.